AUGCUGAAACUGAGAAUAGCUUUAGCUACAUUAUCUGCAUUUGCUAUUCUCCUCUUUCUGUUUUUCAUCCUCUUCAGCAUCCACUUCAAGUCCCUUCUUUUACCUCCUACAUACACUAGCAUCACACUCCACAAGACAUCUUCUCCACAACAAAAAUUCAGCCUUCUGAUCGGAAUCCUCACACGCCCCGACAACUACGACCGUCGCCACUUCCUCCGCCUCAUCUACGGAAUUCAAUCCUCCCCCAUAGCCAGAAUUGACGUCAAGUUUGUUUUCUGCAAUCUCACAAAACCGGAACAAAGAGUCUUCGUAGCCCUCGAGAUCAUGCGGUUUAACGAUAUAAUCAUUCUUAAUUGUUCAGAAAACAUGAAUAGUGGCAAAACGUACACGUAUUUCUCGACUCUCCCUCGGAUCCUAUCCCGACAAUAUGACUAUGUAAUGAAGGCUGAUGAUGAUGUAUUCAUAAGACUUGAGCCAUUGGCAUUGUCUCUGCAGCCAUUACCAAGAUUUGAUUUGUACUAUGGUUUUGUGAUUCCAUGUCCUAGCAUGAACCCCUUUGUGAAUUACAUGUCGGGAAUGGGUUUCGUGUUAUCCUGGGAUCUCGUUGAAUGGAUUGGGAAUUCUGAAAUUCCUAAGAAUCAUACGUUUGGACCGGAAGACAAGAUGGUUGGGCAAUGGCUGAAUGCAGGGAACAAGGCCAAAAAUAGGUUUUCUAACAAGCCAGCAAUGUAUGACUAUCCUGGAACUAAUGGAAGGUGCUCACACCAGCUUAUACCAGAUACAGUUGCAGUUCACAGGUAUCAUGAUAACAAGAUAGGUUAA
This is a messenger RNA of Fraxinus pennsylvanica, 822 nucleotides long. The record is from the annotation of a GenBank genome assembly. Lineage: Eukaryota; Viridiplantae; Streptophyta; Magnoliopsida; Lamiales; Oleaceae.